CUAGUCUAGGAUUUUUUGUCUAUCAAUCUACGAAUAAGUACGACACGAUGUAUAAUUUUGUUUACAUAUACCUAGUGAAUGACGUAUGUUUUGCGUAGUUAACGAUUAGUGAAGGGCACACAUAAUAAUUAUGAAUUUAUUUUCUAUGUAAACUGAAGAUACGACGAUUAAACGCAAGUAAAAUGCAAAAAGCACAGAUGAAUAACUCGACGUGGCCAUUUCAUACAAAUGAAAAUGCCAAUUCUGGUAAUCCAUGGCCGGAACUUUGCCAAAAGAAUGAAGUUAAACAUUCUGCACGCAAGAAAGAUGCUGCAAACGCAAAAGAGGGUCUUAAUGUAGUACCCUUGGAUAAUUUUGAGUUUCCUGAACUUGGCGGCACAGUUGUUAAAAACAAGAAUUCUAUUGUACCGAGAGAUCAUUGUAUGUCAAGGCCUGAUAAUGUACAGAUUUUGGUACCUAUGCAGACAAAUAUGGAAUCAAAGAGAUCAAAGUGCAUAAAAAGAUACAAAAGAUCGGAUAAAAUUUGUAUUAAUCUUCAAGAAGCUUUACAGAAUACGAUAUAUGCAAAUAAAAUGAGCAAAGAGGUUCCUAAAUUAAGAAUUAAUCUAUUAUAUAUGGGCAAUCUUGGUUUCACAAUACCAAAUACAAUGGAAAAAAAUAAAUGUUCUGACUUUAGAAAAGUUAGGAUAUGUAUUUCCAAGGACAAGAAGCCUUCGAAAUUGAAGAAAAUAAUUCUGUUAAACCGUGAUAUUAAAGCACAAAUUAACAUUGAAAAGAGAGCAGCAUUUGAACGUAGAAAAAUGGAUGCUAUUUGUAAAGAUGUUGAUACUAUUAAUUUCGAUGCUCUGAAAAUUACACCAGAUUCAGAGAGAAAUACAGACUAUGUCAGGAAUAUGUGGACGAUGACUCUGUACGAUAAGAAUUACAGAAAUAUAAAUGAAAUGAAUAUUUCUGAUGAUACUCUAUCUCACAGGCCAGAUGUAAUCGAAAGGAUAAAUGAUCUUGGAAUUCAAGGAAGGCAGUUGACAAACAGAUUAAUUGGAAAAAGAAACAGAACAAGUUUUUCUAAUCUUGUCACUGACAUUGUUGAAAAUGAAAUCAUUAAACAGACUUUUUCUCUUAAAAUCGAGGAUGGAAUUAAACAAGAAAAUCAAAAUAUCACAGAAAUAGAUGAUAAAAAUUUUAUUAAAUUUUCAAAUAAUUUUAGAGAAUACUGCACUAACGUGUUAACAAAAGGCUUGAACGACUCUCUUGAAAAGUUCCUACAGGAAAUUACAAGACUUCAAAAAAGAUCUUAUGAGAAAAAUCCAAAUAAAUCUAAAUAUAAGCGCCGCUACUAUUCCGGUUUGAAAGAAGUUCGUAAACAUGCCGAAUUGAAAAAACUCAAACUCGUAAUUAUCGCUCCUGAUAUCGAAAAAGUUGAACUUGAUGACGGAUUAGAUGAUCAGAUUUAUAAAAUGGUCGACACGUGUAAAAGACAAAACGUAGUUUUCUGCUUCGGAUUACGAAGAAGGAAAUUAGGAUAUUAUACUCACGGAAGAGGAUUCGUGGGAUGCAUUGGUAUUGCAAAUUACAGCGGAACCGAACCACUUUUCGAGCACGUUUUAAUCGAGCUUGUGCACGCACGGAAUACGUUCGAAAAACUAAAUGGCGCCAUGGAAACGAAUAUCGAUAUAUCGAAAGUGAUCUCGGAGAAUUUUUUACUUUCGGAAAAUAUUGACGCACUUUUGAAAAUUUUAUCUCAUAAUAUGCAUCCUUAA
Molecule: messenger RNA, 1760 nt
Organism: Eufriesea mexicana
Lineage: Eukaryota; Metazoa; Arthropoda; Insecta; Hymenoptera; Apidae
Exons: 6
Coding region: 183-1760 (525 amino acids)
Cellular component (GO): mitochondrion; ribonucleoprotein complex
Molecular function (GO): selenocysteine insertion sequence binding; ribonucleoprotein complex binding; mRNA 3'-UTR binding
Source: RefSeq, a predicted model, not a curated record